AUGAUGUCGAAGGUUCUCGUUUUAGUAGCCCUACUGGGAGCAGCAAGUGCUCAAUAUUAUUCUCACGGACAAGCCACCUCAUCCCAGUCCAUCAUUCGUCAUGACAACCAACACGGAUACAACCACGUUCAACCUAUCGCCGUCCAUUCAGCUCCUAUCUCAUAUCAUCAACCUGCUAUAGCUGUUCACGCUGCCCCAGUCUCUAGUCACGUCAGUGUUCAACACGCUGCUCCAAUCCUUCAACAGGCUGCUCCAGUCAUUCAACACGUUGCUCCCAUUGCUCAUGUAGCUCCCGUGGCUUAUCAUGCAGCACCUGUUCAUGCUCAAGCCCAGCAAGAAUAUUACGUUCUCAUGUUAGUCGCACUUUUGGGAGCAGCAAGUGCUCAACAUUAUUCUCACGGACAAGCCACCUCAUCCCAGUCCAUCAUUCGUCAUGAUAACCAACACGGAUACAACCACGUUCAGCCUAUCGCCAUCCAUUCAGCUCCUAUCUCAUACCAUCAACCUGCUAUAGCUGUUCACGCUGCCCCAGUCUCUAGCCAAGUCAGUGUUGCUGCUCCAAUCAUUCAACACGCUGCUCCAAUCAUUCAACACGCUGCUCCAGUCAUUCAACACGUGGCUCCCAUAAGACACGUAGCUCCCAUUGCUCAUGUAGCUCCCGUGGCUUAUCAUGCAGCACCUGUUCAUGCUCAAGAACACCAAGAAUAUUAUUCCCACCCCAAGUACGAGUUUGAGUACAGCGUAGCUGACACUCAUACUGGUGAUAUCAAAUCUCAACAUGAAGCUCGUGACGGUGACCAAGUGACCGGCUCCUACAGUCUUCAUCAACCUGAUGGUUCAGUACGUACCGUACACUACAGCGCGGAUGCACACAGCGGAUUCAACGCUCAAGUAGAAAAUUCUGGUCCUUCAACACAUAUCCAGCCUCAACCUCACUAUGCUCCUGUUCAUGUUCUUCCCCAUCAUUAA
This is a messenger RNA of Danaus chrysippus (African queen), 969 nucleotides long. Lineage: Eukaryota; Metazoa; Arthropoda; Insecta; Lepidoptera; Nymphalidae. The record is from the annotation of a GenBank genome assembly.